AUGAACGCUGCCAGUUAUAGUGGCUCGGGACUGGCCUCAGCAGCUACAGUGGAAGAUGUCGUCAAACCUGACACCAUUGCUGCAAUUCUCGCCCAACUAAAGGAACAAGACGUACGAAUAGGACGAUUGGAAGCUGCAGUGGAGCGUAGUGCCAUAAACCGUACGCAUUUCGAUAUUUUAACAAUGGCGGGUGUCACGGCGGAUUUCGUGUGCGAUGAGAUUUCGUUUCACAACCGCAGCACCGUCGAGUUUAAUGCGCUGCCGUGCAAAGUAACAUUGGAUUACCCUUGUGGUGAGUUGUCCAUUCUUCUGGAUGAUGCGGACAGCGAUUUGUCCUUCCUUGGUGUGACUCUUCGAGUUGACUGCAUCACGGACUGCCAUCUGCUAGUUGAUCCCGACAAUUGCAGCGUUGUGGUGGACACCAACACGAGUAAAAUAACGGACGUAACACAGUUGGUCCUCGUCGGUCCUACGCAGGAGGCAACACGGGAAUUAUAUGAAGCACUGAGAGAUGUGGUUGCGCAACGACGCCCUCCCUGUUCACCAGCACCAGACACCACCACCACCACAACUCGAAAUAGCAGUCGUGCACUCAUUAACCGCAGUGAAGGGGAAUAUGAAUCAACCUUAGGGGGUGACGGCAAGUUGUUUAGUAUUGAAGCUACACCAAACAAUGCAGGAACAACACGAAACAAUGUUGAUGCCAGCAGUUCACCGCGUUUGCAGCUUUCCAACACGCUGCCGUGUGACCGCACCGCUCACACGCCGGUAGACCCGCGGCGCCCCAAUACUUUACCGAGUUUUAGUGCAAACCGAAAGGGUACACAACAGGAGUAG
Molecule: messenger RNA, 837 nt
Organism: Trypanosoma brucei brucei TREU927
Lineage: Eukaryota; Euglenozoa; Kinetoplastea; Trypanosomatida; Trypanosomatidae
Exons: 1
Coding region: 1-837 (278 amino acids)
Source: RefSeq, a predicted model, not a curated record